Messenger RNA from Trichomycterus rosablanca, 4899 nucleotides. It is a transcript of the gene fhad1, whose product is annotated as forkhead-associated (FHA) phosphopeptide binding domain 1. Bases 301 to 4119 code for a protein of 1272 amino acids. The record is from RefSeq and is a predicted model, not a curated record. The transcript has 30 exons. Gene Ontology annotation, molecular function: protein binding. NCBI's taxonomy places the organism in Eukaryota, Metazoa, Chordata, Actinopteri, Siluriformes, Trichomycteridae.
UCUCUGCUCAGCUCUGGAGGUUUAGAAAUACUGGAACUACUUUAACACAAAGAACUGCGAAAUAAAUACAUUUAUAAAAAGCAAAUAUAACUAGAUAACAUUAUUAACAACUUUUACCUGUCACAUAUGACAGGCAGGACGGCUGUUGUCUGGCUAUUUAAAGCGAGGGAGCUUUAGCUACACAUGUCCAUGAUGUGCAUUAUUUAUUUCAUAUAAAACUUAGUUUAGUUUAAAGCUAUUAGUACCAUCAGUGAUGUGUAUUCUCCAGCUGGUUUAAAGGAUUCUAGUGAACAGGGUAAAAUGAGAGGAUAUCUUCAAACUUUAAACUGGAUCUUUAAACUCCAGCCCAGAAGUACAACAGUGGGAAAACACAAGGAUUCAGAUCUCUGUCUACAGAAUGGUGGUGUGGAAGAUCAUCAUGCUACUAUUGAAUGGAAUGAAACAGAGCACUGCUAUGUUCUGAGUGAUCUGAACUCCAUUCAUGGCACCUACGUCAAUGACUGUCGCAUUCACAAUGCAGCCGUACGUCUGUCACCAGGAGACGAGCUUCAUUUUGGCUACGGUGGCUCAACCUACAAGCUCUUAGUGGAUCCUGCAAACCCGCUUCCUAUUCUGCAUGCCCGGUCUGCUGCCUCACCUUCUCGAGUAAAAAGUUGUGCUCACUCCUCUUCUGUUAGCCCUCAUCCUCCCAGCAGAACUCGACCAGCGAGUGCAGGAGCUAAACGCACCAGUUUGAGCCCAAAAUCUCCAGAGCCCAGACCAACCCAGUCCUUCAAACCAGGUAGAUGCUGGGCCAGUAGCACAGGAGGAGGACUCAUUUUUAGAAAUAACGGCAUGUCUAGGAGCUCUAACAGCUUACAAGACUUAAUACAGGAGGAGAGCUGGGUAGGGUGUAAUGAGGCUCAGAGAAAGGAGUGUGUGAUUGCAGCUCUGAGGGAGGAGAUAUCAGCACUUCGGAUGCAGCUGUCUCAGAACAUCCAGAGUGAUCCAGACAUCAGACACAAGCUCGCCAACCUGGCUAGAGACAUAGAGGAGAAAAAAGAGGAGAUACAGGAGCUCAAAAAACAGAUGAUGGGUAUGCAGAUGAGAUCUGGUGAGCUCUUUGGGGAAACUGUAGCAGAGAAAAAUCUGAGGAUCCGCCAUCUCAAAGAAGAGGCAGAUAAGCUGAAGAGUGAGAAAAGCAAAUCAGCAGCAAUGGUGGACAGCUUGCAGAAGGAUCUCUCGGCUCGGGAGAAACAGGGACUGAAACUGGCUGCUGAAGUCGACAAACUUAGGCAAGACAUCAGAUUUAAGGAUGCUCAGCUCAGUAACAUGACUAACAAGCUGUCAAAAAUAAAAGAGACUGAAAAACAUCAGGAGGAGUUUCUUGCCAGGGAAAAAGAGGUGGAAUCUCUUAAAAAGACAGUAGAGCAGUUGAGAGCGACUGUAAAAGAGAAACAGAGAGAAGUGAAGCAGCAGAACACAGAGAGAGACUCACUCAAACACAAACUGGAACAGAUGACAAAGGAGCAAACGUCUCUGCAGACAGAGAUAAGCAAAGUAAAGCAGAUGCAGCAAGACACACUCCAUCGAGAAAAAAAAGUUCAAACAGAAUUAAGACAUACCCAGACAAAGUUUGAGAAUACUUGCAAAACAAUUCUAAAGCGUGUACUUCUUACUUCAGAAACAGUAUCAGAGGAAAAGAUGCUGGAGCGUUUGCUAGAGCUAGCCGAACAGAAAAAGGUGUUUGCCUGCAGAGUGCACGACUUAGAACAAAAUCUUCAGGAACACAAUAACAUCCAAAGAGUGGUGGACGAAGACACUGAGAAACUCAAGGCCAGACUAGUUGAAUUCCAGAGUACUCUACCAAAAAUGGGUUUGGAUUCCAUGCAACGUGAAAUAUGUGCUCUCCGGGAUGAGAGUGUGUCCCCUGCUGUCAGCUGGGUUCAGACUUCUACACUAUCAUUACUGACCAGUCUACACACACUGCUUCAGGACAUCGCUGACAAACUGCUCAAUGCAGGGAUCGAGGUCUCAGAGACGACUGGAGGAGUUACAGGUGCUAUAAAGACUUUAUGCCAGCAGCACCAGGAAAUUCAGUCAGAACUCAGAACACUAAAGGCAGAUAAGCAGCAAAUUGAAGAGAAAAAAACCCAGACUGGUGAGCUGCAGAGGGAACUGGAGAUGAUGAAACAGGAACUGGAGCUUCAAAAACUGCAGGUUAUGAAAAAAGAGGCAGAAGUGAAGAAUACAAUGAAGAUAGAGCUGGAAAAGAUAAGAACUGAUCUUAAAACAGCAAAAAGAUCUGAAGCCGCCUUACGUUUGGAGAAUGAGACUUGUGAGGUAAAGUGGCACACUAAACUAGAGAAAGCAGAGAAAACAAAAACUGAGCUGAAAGAAAAAGUAAGAGAACUAGAGAUUCAAGAGCAACAGUGGAGGGAGAGAAUGAAGGAUGAAAAACAGCGAGAGGAUGAGUGGAGAAAAAGGGUGGAAGAGGCUCUGCAGAAGGGAGCAGAAGAGGAAAGAGAGAAAAACAGAGUGAAUAUUGAAGAGUACAGAGAGCAGGUGCUUCAGCAUGCUCACACUAUUGUUGCCUUGGAGAAGCAAAUGAGCUCAGCUCAGCAAAGAGCAGCAGAGCUGCAGGAGGAGAGAGACUCACUAACACUGAAACUUACAGAGGCACUGAAUCAGCUGGAGGAUGAAAAACCCAGUGUGUCACCUAAAAAACCAAAAGAGCAACAGCAGCUGGAAGAGACGAUAUCUUCUCUCAGGACAUCACUUGGAGUGUCCCAACAGGAAGUAGUCAGGCAGGGUGAGGUCAUCGCUUCCCUGAGUCGUGACCUGGCUCAUGCCCAUGCUCGUCUCUCUGACCUCACAGGGGAACUAAGUGAACAGCAGAAGGUGGAACUUGAGACACACAGAGCUUUAGUGGUGGAUCAGAAAAUGCAACUGAGCAUGCUCACACAGAAGCUAACCGUGACCUCCCAGCUGCUGGAACAGAAGGAUGAGGAGCUGAAGAAACUGAGAGAGAAGCUGAUAAAAACAGAGGCAGAUUUAAAUAGCAUACUGGAAAGAGAGAGAAGAGAGCAGGAUGAGAUACAAGUUAAGGGCCUCGCUACUCUCCUUCCUCUUCAAACAACCCGACACACUAAGGAUGUGGCCGUCAUGGUCACUCCCCGAAGUCUGACUACCAGAACAAAGUACAAAGGUCGUCAUCAUGAAGAAAUGAUUCGUCAGUCGAAGGAAGCACUCAAAUCAGUGAAAGAGAGAAUCAGUGCUGUUGAAGAGAAGUGGCCCAGCAGCCAGCAGAGGGUACCAGUGAAACACAGUGAAAUGAAAUUGGUCCAGAUGAAGGCGAAAAGGCUUCAGAGUUCUGCUGUGCAGCGAGACUCCAUCAGCUCUGUGAGUGGUUUUGCCUUCCCUGAGGUUCUGAGUGAGGCAGCACUGGAACGCACAGCGAGGCUGGACUUGUCUGAUGCUCUGGAGCUCAGUGAGAGGACGUAUGUUGAUCUGGCACGGGCAUUGUGUGAAGCUCUUGAGCUAAGUGAGGGCUGGCUUUCAGGAUGUGUCCCACUAAAGCACCUUCCGCCUGAAGAAAGAGAGCACAUGGCCUCCCUCAGACAAGAAGAUCUGGAGCUCAUCCGGAGCCGUCUUGCACUGCACAACAGCCUGAGCCAAAACAAAGACCUGCAACUACAGGAGAGUCAAAAAGAGAUUCAAACACUCAGGGAGAGCCAGGCUGUUGGGAAACAGCUACAGGCAGAGUUGGACGAUGUGCGUACAGAGAUGGCUAUACUGAAACAGGAGAGCGGUGCACUUCACCAGGCCCUGCAGGAUACCCAGACCCAACUACAGCACUGCACCAAGCACAGAAAUCACAAGGCUCUGAAUGAGGAGAGAAUGGACAGGAGGAGCAAUAGAAUAGGCCAUCACAACUGUAUACCAAAUGAGAGCAAUGACAAGGCAGUGGUGUUAAAGAGGCUAAAGCAGCAGGAGAGGAGGAAGAAGAGGACAGAGAAUGAGGCACACACCCUGAAAAACGAGAAAGGGCACCAAGAAGAUGUGACUUGCAAAAUGGAAACUCAGCUAGCCAACCUGUCACAGCAGCAGGAGAGAGCUGAGCUCACUCAGGCUCACUGACACAGGUUCAGUGAGGGUUGCACAGGAUUCAAAACCAUCUGGAUACAUGGAGAGAGGCAGGAAUAUGCAAAAUUUCUCACAAAGAUCCCAGGACCUAUGUUGCUUUGCGGCACCAACUCUGAAAAUGUAAUGGUUUGUGUUUAUACAUAAGUCAGUUUAAUAACUAUCCAGAAAUUGUUACAUCUAUGAAAUGUGGUAGGCCUGGGCCAAUCCUUGCUUACCAAAUAGUAGACCUUUCCUGGAUGUCCUUAUAUACCUACACGUGAUUGCGUCACCUUCCUGAGAUGUUUUGUAAACGUUUCAUGACAUGUUUAGUCAUAGAUUGCACAGGUCCUAACUGGUCCCGUAAAAUGCAGGCAUCUAUUUCAGAAUAAGCAAUGAACAAUGAAAUUAUUAAAUAUUAUGUAAUUGCAUUGUUUUUUAAUACAGAUCAACAUGGAUUAACCCACGCAGUCGUGGGGAGAACAUGCAACUCUUCUCAGAGGUCAUGAUCGAACCCAUGUUGAUGUGUGGCACCCAGCAGCUGCACUGCUGUUCUAUUUAAUUGCUGGCAAAUACCUGUAAACUGUAAGCUAGUUUUGUUACAGUGAGGAUAAUACAUCAGGAAUGUCCACUGAUACUCUAGAUUCAUAGGCCAGUUUCAGCCUCAACCAACAUUUUUGUUUAUCAGUAAGUCAGAAUCAGAAUCACUUUAUUUCGCCAGGUAUGUUACACAUGCGAGGAAUUUGUUUUGGUGAUACACAUAAUAAUAAUAAACGAUAAAGAUGUGGUAAGAACGUA